Pocillopora meandrina is the source of this 2777-nucleotide messenger RNA. Lineage: Eukaryota; Metazoa; Cnidaria; Anthozoa; Scleractinia; Pocilloporidae. The record is from the annotation of a GenBank genome assembly.
UGUUCAUAUUUUAGGGAAGGAGAAGGUGUUGACGACGAGGAGCUGCCGGAGGAAGAGUCUGCAGCUUUUAGUGAGUGAAAUGUUUUCAUCUGGUACAAAUUCAACAUAGCAAUCUUGAUUUUUGAAUGCAUAUCCGCAAGAAUUAUCAAAGUUAAUUCUAUUUUUCGCAGUAGAUCAGUAUGUUCGUCUUGAACGUGAUAAUUUUGCUCCAUUUGAAUGAUAGUUUUGUUUGAAUGUGUAAUUGUUGACCCCCCCACCCCCCCCCCCCACGUUUCCCUCAGCUUCUGCUGCUCCCAGUUCUGCUUCCCCUGUAGUUAGUAGCUUUAGACUUUUCAAAGAGCAUUAGGCUAAUUUUCCAGAUGAUGAAGCUGUUAACAGGCCUGUAAAUUAUUCUUUUGAUGAUUUCCCAAUGACAUUGUGAGACAGUUUUUGAGAAUUAUGAGUCACCUGUGAAUACCAAAGUGAAACCAGCCCCCUGUUCCUCUUCCUAACCAACCUCCUCCCCAAGUCAGUGGAGUUUAGGAGUAUUUCAGUUUUCCAGUUUUCUCUGGGAAAUAGAUAUGCUGAGUGGUAUGUCUACAAAAAUGCAGGGAAUAUUUAAAAGUUUAGUCUUACCAUAGUGCCCCAUAGUGUCAGAGGUACAUUCAUGCAAAUGAUGAUUCCAAUUGCUGUGCAGUGUGUCAUACUAAGGAGUGUUGUUAUGAUAGUUAAAUAUUUAUCAUACUAUUUUACCCACUGCUUGGUUUUAACUAUAGGCAGUGGUUUAAGAUUUUUUGUUUCCUUAAAGAAAAAUACCAAUGAAGAAUAGAAAAAAAGGAAAAAAAAAUUGAAAAUGUGAAGAAAAGAAAUACAGAAUACCAUAGUUGCCACUUUAUAGCAUUUAUCUUUGUCAGCCUUGAGGUAUGAUAGUUGUGUUUUAAUUCUUAAUUUGUCGGACAGGUAUCCCAUUGAAUGUUAGGGAUAGUGAAAGGCAAAAUUAUUCACUUGGUAACACUUCAAGUACUGUCCCUGAGCUGAAACACCCCUUAUUUUUGUCCAAAAAUACUCUUUCAGAGUUGUUAUUAGUUACUGACAAGGGCAUACUUAAAACAUAAGCAUGCUAUGCAUGCAAGAGUAUUUUGUUUUUGAUGGCUGGGUCAAAAUGGGAAACCAAGCAACUAAUUUUUGCAUUUUGUAAAAGAAAAAGAGUAUUUACCUAUGAAAGAUUCUGAUGAACAUAUUGUUACAUGGAGAGCAAAAAAACAAAACCUUCCAAUUUAUGAUAAAUAAACUCAGAGAAACAUUUUAUGGCCUAUUGCUACUGGUGUCUGAAUAAUUGUUAGCAAAAAUUAACAACAUUAGUGCAGAAAAGUGGUGAGAAAAGUAUCACAUUUCAAAGCAUAACAACAUGGGCUCUUUAUUUGGUAAUUGCCUAUCUGUACUUUGCCCCAUUUGUGCAGAAUACAUGAUAAGGUGCAGGCUGUAAGUGAAGGAGUGUUACACAAAACAUGUUUUAACUUCUAAAUGGUAGAAAAAAAUUCCCUGACCACCUUUGUAACCUCCUACAGGUCAUAGCAAUGAAGUUCUUAAAAGAAAUUAACCAUUGCACUGGGUAGAUGAGCUCACAAUUCUUUGUUAAUGCCAUUCUUGGUGUUUGUCAAUGUUAGUUUGAUUCCAUUGCAACAUAUGACAGUACCCUAAUUUUAUGAUGUGAUUGGCAUGAGGGACAAUACUGUAACACUCUGAUCAGUGCAAGCAUACCUCAUUGCUGUGAUCUGAUUGGUGUGAGAUACAUAACUUAAUGCAGAAGUCAGAUUAAUGCGAGAUACAUACCCUAAUGCGUCCAUCAAAGAUAAAUACUAUUUGACAUGCCAACACAGGGUCAUAUAUUUUAAAUUUUUAGCUAAUAACUCAAACAUCAUUAAAAAAAUGAAUCUUUACUCUUUUUCAGGAAAUGUGAAUUUUCAGAAAAUUCUGAUCUGUAUGAGUCAGAGCAUCUGCUGUAUUUAUCACUCUUCAGGGGAACAAGCUCCUAAAACUCAGUGCUACUGUUCUGGCUCAGUAAAACACAUGCACGCAUCAUGUCUGUUGACAUGGUUCAAACAAAAGUUAAAGAAAACUUGUGAAUUAUGUCACAAAAGUGAUCAAGAAAAAGGGCAAACCAUAUAUGCUGAGGUAAUUGUUAUUUCUAAGCCCUUUUCUAUUGAGUUGUAUUGGUUCAGUUGAUCUUCAUUUUAUCAGGGUCAACAUUUUUGUUUUCAUUGUCAUCAUUUUCACCACCUUUGUAACCUUUGCCAUACCCCUCUCCCCUUGGUAUUCUAUUUCCCCCCCUCCCUUCAUCUCUUUAAGCUUUUGUCCCUCUCUUCUCCCAUGUUUCUGUUGGGAAAUUGAGCAACACAAAGGUGUUUGAUAGAUUAAGGAUUUUUAUUUACUGAAUGAAGUAGAGGAAGUGUGACAGUGGGCUACAAAGAAAAUUGAAUGUUUUUGGAACCAAAGUCAAAACCAUAUCCUUGUACUAUUUCCAGAUUUUCACAUUUCCAGACUACCAAGUUAAGAUAGAUGCAACUUAGCUAAAGAAUUACUGGCAUAUUUCCAGAAUUCCACAUUUCCAGACUACUGAGAUAAAUGUAAGUUAAAGACUAAUUUGCAUAUUUCUAGAUGUACCAAGUUAAUAUGCUUGUGAGUAAGCUAACUGACAUAUCACAUAUUUUUACACGUUUUUCUCUAAGGUGAUGAAUUUGAUGUGCAGCACAUUCCAUUGUGAUGAUGUGUUCUGUGCUCUUCUACCCCAAGUUAAA